Molecule: messenger RNA, 3175 nt
Organism: Centropristis striata (black sea bass)
Lineage: Eukaryota; Metazoa; Chordata; Actinopteri; Perciformes; Serranidae
Exons: 5
Coding region: 30-2261 (743 amino acids)
Source: RefSeq, a predicted model, not a curated record
UAAACGAUGGUUCUGCUGAAAGCACUUGUAUGAAUGAAGAGACGUUGGGGCAAACUUGUAUUGAUGAGCAUGAUGUCUUUGUCAAUCCAGCUAUGAAGAAGGAGGAUGGUUCAAGACUGUAUAACAAGAAGCAUCACUGCUUUUAUUGUAAAAAGAUAGUUCAAAAAAUGUCAAAACAUUUGUUACGUAUGCACAGUGAUGAAAUAGAUGUUUCAAAAGCAUUCAGUUUUCAAAAAAACUCAAAAGAAAGACGACUGCACUUAGAUUUAAUCAGAAACAAAGGAAAUUUUGAACAUAACAGAGACGUUUUGGAGAGCCAGAAAGGAAAGCUGAUCCCAUUCAGGCAGCCAAAGGAAAAGACUGAGGGACAAAAAUUUCUACAUUGUGUGUACUGCUACGGACUGUUUAAAAAAAGAGUCAUGUGGCGCCAUUUUCAGUUUUGCAAGCUCAACCCUCAGGACAAGACAAUGGACAAGGGACAAGGUAAAACAAGGGCACAGACAUUGUGUGCCUUUGCCGAACCAGCUCCUCCUGGAUUUAGUGAUGCAUACUGGAAGUUCUUGAAUAAUAUGAAUCAAGACAAGAUUGCCAUAGCUGUAAAGAAAGACCGCUACCUUCUGGAGUACGGCUACAGACUGUUUAAGAAGAACGAAAGGGUAAUCAGCCAACACCAGUACAUUCGACAAAAGCUGAGGGAACUUGGCAGGCUGAUGCUGGCAGCAAAAAAAGUUGCACCAGUGAACACUAUAGAAGAACUUAUAAAACCUGAAAAGUAUUCUCAUGUUGUCACUGCUGCAAGAUGCUUAGCUGGAUUCAGUGAUGAAACGGGCAAAUAUAAAUGUCCAUCACUGGCUCGCAAAGUUGGACACAGCUUGCAUGCUUUGGCUAUGUUUAAGAAAUCUGAAGGAUUGAAGGCAAGAGAUAAAGGAACAGUCCAAGAUGCUGAGGAAUUUGCACAGCUAUACCAAGAAAGCUGGAAAUUUGACAUUGCAAGCCAAGCACUGAUUCAGCUCAACCAGUCCAAGUGGAAUUCCCCACAACUCCUACCAUUCACGCAGGAUGUCCAAAGUCUUAAUUCCCAGAUGUCUGAAAAACAACAGCAACACUUAGAUGCCCUGAAAGAAGAUGCUUCCCCCUCAAACUGGAAAGACCUGGCUAAAGUGACCCUGGCACAAGUUAUCCUCUUCAACCGCCGUAGAGAAGGAGAGGUAUCCAAAAUGUCUUUGUCUGUGUACUUGUCAAGAGACCUAUCAGAAACGCAUGAAGACGUUAACUUGGCCCUGACAGAACUUGAGCAGAAGCUUUGCAAACAUUUUGUCCGGAUAACCGUCGUUGGAAAGAGAGGAAGGAAAGUUCCUGUUCUCCUCACUCCACUCAUGAAGGAAUGUCUUGAUACUCUGGUCGAGAGGCGAGAAGAAUGUGGGGUACUGACUGAAAAUGGUUUCUUGUUUGCAUUGCCUCAUUCUGUCCAUCACCUCAGGGGUUCUGACUGCAUAAGACAGUUAGUGCAUGAAUGCAGUGGCAUCAAAAAUCCCAGAGCUCUGACCUCAACAAAACUCAGGAAACACAUUGCAACGCUCUCCACUGUUCUAAAUCUGAAGAACACAGAACUUGACCAGUUGGCAGACUUCCUUGGCCAUAACAUAGAUGUACACAGAAAACACUACCGCCUUCCAGAGGGGACCCUCCAGCUUGCCAAAAUAAGCAAAGUCCUCCUGGCAUUGGAGCAGGGAAAGCUAGGAAAGUACAAAGGAAAGAGCCUGGAUGAAAUUCACAUUGAUCCAAAUGAGGCUGUUGAAAUUGAAGAUUGUUCACAAGAGGAUAUCGAAGAUGCAAGUAUGGCAGAAGAUCAGGGUUCAGAAGAUGAGACCAUCACCACACCAUCACAAGAAAGCCCCCUUGCCAAAAACCAGAGGAGGAAGUUUGCUAAAAAGAGAGAUGCCAGUAUACCAGAAGCUCAGGAAUCAGAAGACGAGGACAGCACCGCAUCCCUACAAGAGAGGACGUCUACAGAAAACCAGAGGAGGUUUUCAAAAAAGAGAGGUAAACAAACUGUUGUUAAAAGAACCUGGACAACAGAAGAAUGUGCUGCAGUAGAACGUCAUUUAAAGAAAUCAAUUCUGAUGAACCAAGUCCCAGGGAAGGAGGACUGUCAGCGCUGCAUCACUGCAGAACCUGAAGCCCUGAAGAAUCGAGACUGGAGGGCAGUGAAAUACUUUGUUAAAAAUCGAAUUUCUUCUCUGCGAAGAAAAUUUGAGUGAAAAUGUUUCACUUUACAAGGUAAUAGACAGGCUUGUAGGAGGAGGUGCUAUAAUAUUUGAGAUAGCCCUACUGGAGGCAAAACAAAACAUGCAAAUGAUUUUAUAUUCACUGAAGUCUCACACAUAGGAAGUAGAUUCUUGCAAUAUAACACAGACUGAGCUCAGGUGCCUCAAUUUAAUUUUCCACUCAGUCUGACUGCAAUGAUUUCUGAUAUUAUUUAGUGAAUAUGCUGCAGUAUAAAUAAAUUCAACCACUUUACGUUAAAAUGUUGAUUCCAGAAUCUAUUUCAUUCAUCUGAGACAGAAGAAAAUUUAAAACAUGUUUGUGCUCUCUUUUACCUCCAUUAAGGCCAUUUACAAUAGUUGACAGUGUUGUCAUGUUUUUAUGUUAUUAUGCUAUUAUGUUGUGUUCUUAUCAACACAAGGAGCUGUUGGACUGCUUUCCUGAUAUCAAAGCUCACUGUAAUAAUCAGCAGUUGAUUCAUUUUAAGCAGGUGAUUGUUUUUUGAUUAUCACUGCUCUGUCUACCUAAUGUGAGGAGAGGAGAUGCAGGAUGUAAACCUCUGAUGCAGCCUUGCAGUUUUUUUGUUAAUAAAAAAACUAUAGAAACAACUAAUAACUCCAUCUAGUUUUUGGUCCCUGCUAAGGUAGAAAGACUUGACAUAUCUGUGUGUGUGUGCAGGUGGAUCCCACAAGUAGCAAAUGCUAGAAACAUGUCCCAUAAGUGACCAAAAAAACUAGCGUAGAGAAAAAACUUUAGAAUAUGGCUAAUCUAAAGUGACUGAAAAUUUUUUAAAUUUUUUUUAAGCUUGCCUGAUUUUUUACAGAGGUCUGGGACCAUUGGAAAGGGUGGGCCCCAGAAUUGGGUUCAAAACACAUGGCCCCAGAAAGGGACAAAUACAAGUAUGUGUGUG